Molecule: messenger RNA, 1245 nt
Organism: Malus domestica (apple)
Lineage: Eukaryota; Viridiplantae; Streptophyta; Magnoliopsida; Rosales; Rosaceae
Product: transcription factor bHLH80-like
Biological process (GO): regulation of transcription by RNA polymerase II
Cellular component (GO): nucleus
Molecular function (GO): DNA-binding transcription factor activity, RNA polymerase II-specific; RNA polymerase II cis-regulatory region sequence-specific DNA binding; protein dimerization activity
Source: RefSeq, a predicted model, not a curated record
UCGCUCAAGUACAAGUCUUUUUCCUCUUUCCCUUCUUUUUUUUUUCUCUUUCUCCAAAUAUUGAAACCAUCAAAAGCUCAGAGGGAAAAGGAAGGACGGACGGAAACAAAAAUAGAAAAUAAUUCAAGCUAUUAUUAUUUUAUUAUUAAAAGUAGUGAAGGAGCGAGCGAACGAGCGAGCGAGCAAGCAAAGAGCUGAGUCUGAGUGUCCGUCCAAAGCAGAUGCAACGGGCAGCCGGCGGAAGCAGCGGCGGUGAAGUGAGUCAAGGAGGAGGCGGACUCGGGCGGUACAGCUCGGCCCCAGCCACAUGGUUAGAAGCGCUGCUGGAAGAGGACGAGGUGGACCCACUGAAGCCGACGCAGUGCUUGACUGAGCUUCUUGCCGACAACACACCUUGUACGACGGUGGAUCCAGCUUCGUAUGAUGCUGCAGCUGGGUACCUUAGUCGACAGAAAAGCUCACCGGCUGAUUUUAAUGGCGGCGGCGGGGGGUCGGGGGGAUAUUUCGCCGGGUUUGGAAUUCCGGCCGACCUCGACUUUGUGUCGUCGUCGUCGUUGUCCCCAAACAGCCCUUCUUCCUCUGCUAAUAAGAGGGUUCGGGAGCACCGGCAACACCACUAUUCCUCCGACACACAUGUGAAAGUGGAGGAAGGAGGAUUGGAGGAUUCGGUGGGUUGCAGGGUGAGGGCCAAGCGUGGUUGUGCCACGCAUCCCAGGAGCAUUGCUGAAAGGGUCAGGAGGACUAAGAUCAGUGAUCGCAUAAGGAAGCUUCAAGAGCUUGUGCCCAGCAUGGAUAAGCAAACUAAUACUGCCGAUAUGUUAGACGAGGCAGUGGAGUAUGUUAAGUUCCUUCAGAAGCAGAUUCAGGGAAGUUACGUAAUAAAAAAUUCGAAACAUGGCAGGAACUUUCGGAGCAUCAGCGCAGGUGCAAAUGCAUAGCUAAAGAAUGACCAGAAGGUACCCGAAAUGCCUCCUACUGUUUAGUGUAAUUAUUAGAUAUAUUAAUUGCAGCCAAGAUUCAUCAUGGCGGUGGUUUGUUGAUAAUCGUUUCUAAGAGACUUACCGUUGUAAUUUUGAGAUAUACCAUACCUAGAUUCCAUGACUAUGCAAUUAGCUGCUUCUACUUGGAAAAGUUCAAUCGGUUCCAAGGAAACAGAUUAUUGUUCUAGAAUUGUAGUCAUACAAUAGUAUGACAAGAUUUUUUAUUUUAUUUUAUUCUUAACAUGCUUCAUUUAUGCAUCUGUUA